UAUUCAGAACUCAUUAAAUCGUAAUUUCUCAUCAGAAUUUCCUGUCUCCUGUCAAUAAUUCCCAAGCGUAACGAAGGAUUUAAUCCGCACCACUUAAAAUUGUUUAUUUCUGAUUGGGUUGUUUUUUGAAGCGUACAUAUUUGAAAAGCAUAUCUUGCUUAGUUUUUAUUUACGUGGGCGAGUGGUAAACUCAUAGACUCAAAAAAUAUUCAGUCUGUUUCGCGCGUUCAUUUCACCGAGAUUCGAGUUUGCAGAGAAAAAAACAGAGAGAGAAUGGCACCUAAAAAUUCUACAACAGCCGAGGCAGAAAACACAUACCUAACAAAGACGAGCACCAAUGGAAGAAAUACAGAACGUCCGCCGCUUCAGAUAGUCUGGCUUAAUGUCUACCUGAUAACUGCCUUGCAUGGAAUGGCAUUAUAUGGUCUUUAUAUCCUCCCUAGGACAAAACCAUGGACAUGGGUUUGGAUGGGGGUCUGUUUCAUUUUAGGAGGAGCAGGAAUUACAAUUGGAGCACAUCGAUUGUGGUCACACCGCUCAUUUAAGGCAACUUGGUCUCUUAGAUUAUUCCUGAUGUUGAUGAAUUGCAUGAGCGCUCAAAAUGACAUUUUUGAAUGGGUAAGAGACCAUCGUGUCCACCACAAGUACUCUGAAACCGACGCCGACCCUCACAAUGCCAAGAGAGGUUUCUUUUUCUCGCACGUCGGAUGGCUGAUGGUCAGAAAACAUCCUGAUGUCAGAACGAAGGGAAAACAGAUCGAUAUGAGUGAUCUGUACGCUGAUAAUAUCGUAAUGUUUCAAAGAAGGCACUACAAGCCCCUCACGAUAAUCUUCAACAUCAUUCUUCCAACUCUGGUUCCAUGGUACUUCUGGAAUGAAGCGUUAUGGAACUCGUUUUUCGUUUGUUUUGCGUUUCGUUACGCUUAUUUACUCAAUGUCACGUGGAGCGUGAACAGUUUUGCCCAUAUAUGGGGAUCACGACCUUACGACGAAGCCAUAAGCCCUUCGCAGAACCUUGUCGCUAAUCUUGGUACACUCGGUGAAGGCUACCACAACUUUCAUCACUGUUUUCCUCAAGACUAUGCUACAUCUGAACUGGGUACUUAUAUCAACUUGUCUAAAUUUUUUAUAGAUUGUUUCGCUCUUGUCGGGCUGGCUUAUGACUUAAAGACAACUUCUAAGGAAGCUGUGUUACAACGCAGGAGGCGUACGGGAGAUUUAAGAAACCAAAAACAUUAGGGGGAUAAAUAUUUACCAGAGAUUACGAGACAUCAUCUUUUCCCUUUUUUCCUCUUGAUAUUUAGCAAUUAGUGAAUUUCAUUCAUGAAAUAAGUUUUUGUAUGCGUGACAUAAUUUGAAACCUUUUUAAAAGUAUUCGGACACUGUUUCUUUCAUCUGUUGUAGCUAGGUGUGAAAAGAUGAAAACACAACCUCACUCCCCCCAUCCCCUCCCAUACGAAUGUUGUCUUUGAAGGUAUCAAUGCUGCUAGGAAAUCACAUUGUGCCUGGGAGGGAGGGGAAGGGAAGAGUAAGUAAUGUUACAAGGAGGGGAGGGUAAGUAAUGUUACAAGGAAUGCAAUUAUACAAGUAUGCUAUUUAUUUGAUCCUGUUCAAAUUUAAGGUGAUAAUUCAUUAUCUGUUUGAAUUUUUGUAAAGUUGUCUUGAGGA
Pocillopora damicornis (cauliflower coral) is the source of this 1668-nucleotide messenger RNA. RefSeq names its product stearoyl-CoA desaturase. The record is from RefSeq and is a predicted model, not a curated record. Lineage: Eukaryota; Metazoa; Cnidaria; Anthozoa; Scleractinia; Pocilloporidae. Gene Ontology annotation, biological process: unsaturated fatty acid biosynthetic process. Gene Ontology annotation, molecular function: stearoyl-CoA 9-desaturase activity; iron ion binding. Gene Ontology annotation, cellular component: endoplasmic reticulum membrane.